AUGAAUGCGAGAGAACAACUAGAAGAAAUGGACUACGAAACACUUAACAUUCUGGAGGAAUUAUACUCCAAUAUUGAUAAUAACCCAGAAGAUGCUAUUAUCAACACGAACAAUAACUCUAAUCUUAAACCCUCAUCCAUUUUCUAUCCGACACAAUCCAAAGGAAACUUCAUUCCUACAUUUAAUGAUCUAGUAACCAAAGAACUAGACAACCUCUGUACAAACUUCAAAAUCAGACAUGAUAAUUUAUGUAAAAAAGAAAAAGAGGCUCUAAAAACUCUUAUGGAUAUGGAUGACAUUAUACUAAGGGAAGCAGACAAAGGAGGGGGUCUGGUCAUCCAGGAUAAAACAGACUAUUUCAAAGAAGCAUAUAGACUUCUGAAUGAUCCUCUUACAUACGUCCAACUUAGAGGAGACCCUACGGAGUCAUUCCUAAAAGAAUAUGACUCCCUUUUAGAUACGGCGCAGUUUAACAAACUUUUCAAUACAAAUGAAUUAAAAUUCUUAACCCACCAACAUCCCAGGAAGGUGAGCAGGGGGGAACCCCAGGACCAUGCAGCCCCCUCACUGGCCUUUGUGUUUGAUGUAACUGGUUCCAUGUACGAUGAUCUCAGACAGGUGAUUGAAGGAGCUAGCCGAAUUUUAGAACGCACCUUGAAUCGCAGAACCAAAGCCAUCAGCAAUUACGUGCUCGUACCUUUCCACGACCCAGAUAUUCAUCUAUUUGUUAGAAAACUAAUGCUCAAAAAGAUCCAUAACAUGAAAAAUAAUACUGAUAAUACAGAAUGGUCAAAAGAAGAAUUACAAAGUCUACAAGACUUGGAAGAUCUUUUAAAAGAGAGUGAUGACCUAGAAACCAAUCGAAAGUGGCGUGAUCUGAUUCAAAAUAAAUCGCAAUACAUACCCAAUAUUUCCCAAUUUCAUAAUAUACAAACUUUCAACCAAAUAGUCUGUAAUGAGAUUAAUUUACUUACUAUCAAAAAUAAAGGUACCAAUAUCUCAUUACAAGAACAACAAGCACUAAAAGAAAUCGAAGGUUGGGAUGAUGUAUUAAUAAAAGGAUCGGAUAAAGGUGGAAACAUUGUUAUCUGGCCGAUUGAACUGUAUCUAUGUGAGGCAAAUAAACAGCUUAAUGAUGCUAACUGUUACAAGAAACUAAUAUUCAAUCCGUCAGCAACAUACAAAAGACAGUAUGAUACCUUGAUUGAAAUAGCCAAGGAUAACCAUAUCAUCAACAAUAAAGAAUUUAAAUUCCUGCAAGUGAAAAACCCUAGAAUCUCAACGCUAUAUCUAAUCCCCAAAAUACACAAAAACAUAACCAAUCCGCCAGGCCGACCCAUUGUGUCCGGCAAUGGAUGUCUAACUGAAAAAGCCAGCAUAUAUGUGGACAAAAGACUGAGAUCUUUUGUAGAAGAACUACCCUCGUAUGUAAGAGAUACAACAGAGGUACUACAACGAUUGGAAGGGAUUCAAGUAGCCAGAGAAACAUGGCUAAUUACAGCUGACGUUGAGUCUCUAUACACGAGAUGGUGGGAGAAGGAGACAGUUUUUUCAGAUGCCAAUGCUAUUCAAAUGGAACAAAUACCACUCUGGAUUCGCUACAUUGACGAUAUCCUGUUCAUCUGGGAAGGAUCCAAACCAGAUCUGGAUGAGUUCCUGAUUAAACUCAAUGAUAAUAACAUCAACGUCAAAUUAACAUACGAAUUUUCUUCUCAUUUACAGGGUGGUGGGGAUUGCCCAGAGAUGAGCGUGGGAGCUAUAAAGAUGGCGUUGGAAGUCUCUCAUCCAGGUUCUUUCAUCUACGUAUUUACCGAUGCCCGCGCUAAGGAUUAUAGAAAGAAGCAGGAAGUGUUACAGUUAUUGCAGCUGAAGCAGUCCCAGGUGGUCUUUGUGCUGACUGGGGACUGUGGAGACAGAAGCCACCAUGGCUACCGAGUCUAUGAAGAGAUUGCGGCCACAAGCUCUGGUCAGAUUUUUCACCUGGACAAGCAGCAGGUUAAUGAGGUUCUAAAGUGGGUAGAGGAAGCUAUCCAGGCCUCUAAAGUCCACCUACUGUCCACAGACCAUGAGGCAGCUGGGGAGAGAAGUUGGCACAUCCCCUUUGAUCCCAGCCUGAAAGAGGUGACCAUAUCACUUAGUGGACCCAAGCCUGAGAUAUUGGUCAUAGAUCCAACAGGCAGAGUGUUCUCUAUUAAUCACGGACUGGAGGAGCUGCUCAACAUUCCCAAUUCUGCUCUCAUUGUGGGACUCAAGCCAACAACACCUGGGGUCUGGACUAUCAAGAUCUUCAGCACAGGACGUCACACAGUGAGAGUGACUGGGGUCAGCACCUUGGAUUUCCGAGCAGCUUUCUCCACAAUGACUGUGAUGGACCCUUCUCAAGUCAUUGAACGCCCCAUGCAAGGAGUUCCAAUCUCUGCUCUGAUAAAUUGUUCUGGGCUGUCUCCACCGGGCCAACUGGAUUCUUUGGACCUUUUGCGUGUCUCAGGAGAAAGCCUUGUCUCUUUACCAGUCCAGCGGUUUCCUUACAAACGCACCAAGCAGCUGUGGGUUGCUCCUCACUUCCAGGCACCCAGGGAAAGCUUCUUUAUGAAGGUUAAUGGCACUGACCGCGGCGGGCACCAAUUCCAACGUCUUUCCAAUGUGGCAUACACCAGUAUAUUACCAGCUACACCUACUGUGAUAAUGUCACCUCAAAUACAGGGCUUUCAUAAGCUCCCACUGGUUAUCACUUGUUCUGUGCGCAGUGAUAUCCCUUUCCGUCUUCGCUUUUCUCGUGAUGGUGAGAAGCUGGGAGAAGAGCAACUGUUUACGGAAUCUGCUAAUGCUACCUGGGAAAUACCAUCGGCUUCAGCUCGUAACGAAGGUGUCUAUAUCUGCACGGCUAUCAGCAAAGUGGGGGCUGGAUAUGCCCUUGCCAAGGUGUCUGUCGCAGAUCCCCCACCCACAAUCUCUCUGUACCAUAAUAUUACGGCCUCUCUGGGGGGCUUGGCUGUCCUGUCCUGUCAUGUUCUUGGAGAGAUUCGCUACAACCUCAGCUGGACCCAUGACGGGAAACCAUUAAGUGAAGGGAGACUACGCAUUCUACCCAACUCUUCCUUGGAGAUCCAGAACGUGCAGACCACAGAUGCCGGAGCAUACGAGUGCACGGCCAGCAAUAGUCACGGCACAGCCACUGCAAGAGUCUGGCUUUUAGUACAGGAGUCCCCACAUAUUCAGAUUGAUUCAAGUGCCAAACACCUUUCUCAUGGGGGAGAGGUAAGAAUUAGAUGUGAUGUGUCCGGUCACCCUACACCUCAGAUCUCCUGGAAGCACGAGGACACCUUCCUGAGUAAUAGCAGCAGAUAUACAAUCCUGGGUGACAACUCGUUGCUAAUAAAGGAUGCAGGUCAAGAGGAUGCUGGGCAUUACAGCUGUGUGGCUUCUAAUGCAUUAGGGACGGAUGAGCAGGGUGUUACUCUCACUUAUAUGGAACGUCCAAAAGCUACAGCAGUGAAAUCAUCUGUACAGGUAGCCCUGGGAGAUGAUGCUUCACUUGAAUGCGUCACCGAGGGACUUCCUGUGCCGCUCGUCAUGUGGUACAAAGAUGAACACGAACUGAACGGACCGCAAACUGGGGAAAGAAGAGGGAUUCAUACACUGAAGGAGGUGACAGAAGAAGAUGCGGGCGAAUAUACGUGUGUGGCAUCCAAUGAAGCAGGAACAGCCUCUGACAUCAUCCGUGUAGACGUUGGCACUGCUCCUGAGUUUGUAGACUUCCCUCUGGAUGUGGAAGUGGAGGUAGGCGAGGAUGUGAUACUGACCUGCAGUGCUGAUGGGACCCCCACACCGCAUGUUAGCUGGUCUAAGCAGGAUGAGGGUCCAGUGGUGGCCUCAGAAACAACAGAAGUUAUAGAGAGCCCUGGAUCAAGCACUGUCCGCAUCAAACCUGCAAGACCCGAGAAUGGAGGAGUCUAUGUGUGCGAAGCAAGGAAUCCAUUCGGUUGGGUCCAGGCUGAAAUUCUGCUGAGUGUCACUGGACUUGUUGUUCCUGAAAUCGCUAUGGUACAUGCAGAGGUUACUGUUCUAGAGGGUAAUUCGGUGUCUCUGCCCUGCAAAGUCAUAGCCGGAAACCCCCUUCCAGUUCAACGUUGGAUAAAGGACUCUGGCUCACUGCAGCUGCAGUGGCGCCAUUCCUUAGAUGGAGAAGGUGGGCUUCACAUAGAACCAGUGAUGAAAGAGGAUGCUGGGAAAUAUAUUUGUGAAGUCACCAAUGCUGCUGGCUCUGCAAAUCACAGUCUGCUGCUGCACGUGCAUGUGGCCCCUACCAUUGUGCUAGGACAAACAGAAUAUACCACUCAUGAAGGCAAAGCCAUCUCCCUACCAUGUGAUGCAAAAGGGUACCCACCUCCUGUGGUUAAAUGGACAAAGGAAGAAGAAUCCCUGACUCCAGAGAGCCCCCAUUAUCAUGUCAACAAGGACGGCAGCCUACUGAUACCACUUCCGUCCGGCGCUGACAGUGGCCAUUACUUGUGCACAGCAACUAAUCUUGCCGGCUCCACGAGCAGACAAACUCGGCUCUCUGUCCACACAAAGCCCAGGAUUAGCAUAAACGGCACCCACGACCUGAGCGUUCCCCUGCACAUGGUGGCAGCUCUGGGGAUGGAGAUCACGUUGCCCUGUGAAGUAGAUGGUCAUCCCCUGCCUGUUGUGUCUUGGAAGAAAGACUCUUUCCCGCUCCCUCUCAUCUCAGCUAGACAUCACCUGCUGCCCUCCUGGUCACUCAAACUGUCUGAGUUGAGAGUGAUGGAUAGCGGAUAUUACACUUGCACUGCUUCUAACCUGGCAGGAAACACGUCUCUUACAUACAACUUGGAAGUACAAGUUCCACCACGUGUCCAUCCUGGGCCCAAGGUUCUGAAGGCCAUUCGCGGUCGCAAGCUGGCUUUGCCCUGUGUGGCACAUGGGGAUCCCAUGCCCAGACUCAGCUGGUAUAAGGAUGGCAUUGCACUGCGGGUGGGAGGACAAGAUUCUCUGGAAGGACCUGAUGGCACUAUUAGUGUCCAAGAGGUGCAGCUGUUAGACUCAGGGAGUUACCGUUGUGUGGCAUCAAGCAGUGCCGGAGAAGAUUCGCUGGAGUUCAAGCUGGAGGUGUUAGAGUCGCCAUACUUUGCUGACAGUUCUGAUGUCCUUUUGGAGCACAUCGCUAAUGAGCCGCUGCUUUUAUCAUGCCCUGUGCAAGGGACUCCCAUGCCUCUAAUGCGAUGGAUGAAGAAUGGCAUAGUUCUUAGUGGUCAUUUACCAGGUCUAACUCAACUGGGGAAUGGGUCCUUGUUGAUUGAGUUGGCUUUGCCCAGUCACAGUGGUGAUUACAUCUGUCUGGCAAGCAAUGAAGCCGGCACAGCAAGAAAAAAAACUAAAGUGGUGGUGUAUGCACCACCCAGGAUUCUUGAGGAUGGGCAAAGCCAAAAUAUCUCCAUGAUGGCUAACCAACCACUGACCCUAAAUUGUGAAGUGACUGGCGUCCCCUUUCCUACAGUGACAUGGAGUAAAGAUGGGCGAACUCUCACUGAAGCACCAGGGCUUAGUUUUCUGUCUGCAGGGCAGUCUCUUCGUUUUCACCGGAUACGCAAGGAUGAUUCUGGGUCAUUUACAUGCAGAGCAGUGAAUCGAGCAGGAGAAGCCCAGAGGACCUUUAAUGUAGUUGUCCUGGUUCCCCCAAAUAUUUAUGGUGCUGGAUCUGUCCUGGAUAUAACGUCAAAGGAUGGAUCAGAAGUUGAGCUGCAUUGCAGAGCGUCCGGGGUUCCCAAGCCCCAUGUAGAAUGGACAAAAGAUGGCCAACCUCUGUCUCCUGGGGACUCUUCUGUCCAGCUUUUAGAAGGAGGGCAGGUUCUACGACUCAACUGGACACGGCUUUCGGAUCAGGGCCGGUAUCAAUGCUUAGCCUUUAACCAUGCUGGACAGCAAGUCAAGGAUUUUAAUCUGAAGGUCCACAGUCCGCCGACAAUUUGGGCAUCUAAUGAAACAACAGACGUGACUUCUCUGCUGCACGGUGCUGUGGAGCUGAAGUGUGAAGCCCGAGGAUCUCCCCCUCCCAGCAUCACCUGGUUUAAGGACAAGCGGCCUAUUGUGUCCAGCUCAAGGGCGAUGUACCGGGACAGCGGUAGGAUUCUGCAGCUUAGCAGGGUCCAGCUGUCUGAUGUUGGCACUUACACCUGCAGAGCCCAUAAUCAAGCUGGCACAGCUGAGAAAUCUUAUCGGCUGGAGAUUUAUGUUGCUCCUGAUAUUGAAGGAGGAGGUAUAAAACCACUGGACAUUAAAGCCACUGUUGGUCAUUUUCUGGAGCUCGAGUGUUCUGCGUCUGGUCAUCCUCCUCCCACACUUUCCUGGUUGAAGGACGGAUUGAUGUUGUCUGAAAGAGAUGGAUUACAGAUCCGGGGUGGUGGUCGGACCCUUCAUAUUGCUACAGUGACGGAGAGCACACAGGGGACAUUCAUGUGUGUAGCUGUCAGCCUAGCUGGAGAAACUGUGCUUCACUACACUGUAACCGUAUUGGUUCCCCCUAAAGUUCUAAUUAACGAAGGCAUUGGACAUGUGAAUGUGACUGCAAACGAUCCACUGGCGCUUACCUGCCAUGUUACGGGAUUCCCAACUCCGAGGGUCAGGUGGUUAAGGAAUGGCCAUCUCAUUGACAAACAAAAUGGUGUGGAAUUAUUAGAUGAAGGAAGAAUAUUAGCCAUCAGCCUAAUACAGGCGAGACACGCAGGGAGUUACAUAUGUAAAGCUGACAGUGAGGCCGGUACCGCAGAGGAAGAGGUGGUUGUAUCUGUGCAAGAGCUACCUACAGUUAUCAUAUCUGGGGGCAGUAGCAUGGUCGUUCCAUUCCUGGGUUCAGUGGUUCUGCAAUGUGACGUGUUAGGAACUCCGCCCCUGUCUGUGACCUGGUGGAAAGAUGGCUCCCCUCUGUCCCUCAGUGGAACUACGCUGCAGAUUGAUUCAAUUUCUGUCUCGGAUGAAGGACGUUACACCUGUGUGGCCACAAAUUCCGUUGGCGAAGGAAAACAAGACAUCAUUCUGACAGUGCUGGUGCCGCCUAACAUUGAGCCUACGGAGGUGAAUCAGACUAUUGUGGAAAAUCUCCCAGCAUCCUUAGAGUGCCUAGCAUCAGGCAACCCACCUCCCGUGGUGUCCUGGUACAGAGGAGAUCAGUUGCUAUCUGCCACACCUGGCAUCUCCCUGCUAAAUGAGGGCAGGACCCUGCAGAUAGAGAGAGCCCGUGGCACAGAUACUGGGGAGUAUCUCUGCGUGGCAUCUAACACGGCUGGCAGCACCGAGCUCCUGUAUAACCUGCAAGUUUAUGUGCCUCCACAAAUCAUUUCCAUGACUGAUGCUGCUACCUUCUUGGUGAAUGAGCCGGUGUGGUUAGCGUGCAAUGCCUCAGGGGUACCAGAGCCAACUCUGAUGUGGCUAAAGGAUGAGUUCCCAGUUUCCACAGCAACUGCCGGACUUCAGAUUCUGGAGCACGGUCGGCUUCUCACCAUCUCUGCCGCCCAUGUGUCAGAUGCCGGGAGCUAUACCUGUGUGGCUGUGAAUCUCGCUGGUGAAGACAGCCACCUUAUUGAGCUGCAAGUGUAUGUGCCCCCUAGCAUCCUGGGAGAGGAACACAAUGCCUCAGUUUCUGUCAAUCAUUCUGUCCUAUUGGAGUGUGAGAGCAGUGCCUUCCCUCCCCCUGUUAUCACCUGGCUGAAGGAUGGGCGCCCACUUCUGCAGAGGUCAGGUAUCCGGGUCACAGAGACUGGACGUUUCCUUCAGAUUGAGCGCGCACAGCUGCGGGAUGCUGGGAGAUACACCUGCGAGGCCUCCAAUGACGCCGGGCGGUCAGAAAAGCAUUAUAAUGUCAUUAUCUGGGUACCACCUUCUUUCCCAACACCCUCGGCUCCCUCUCAGUCUGUGAUUGAAGGGCAGUCUGUCAGCGUUACCUGUGAAUGCCAGGGAGUCCCACCUCCAACACUUACCUGGACCAGGAAUGGUGCCCCCCUUGUGUUAGAGGACCCCCACCAAAUUCUGCUGUCUGCUGGCGGGCGCCUUAUGCAGAUUGUGAAGGUGCAGGCAUCAGAUGAGGGUUCUUACACUUGUGUGUGCACCAAUGAUGCCGGCAGGAGCGAGCAAGAGUACCAGCUGGAAGUGUAUGUUCUUCCAAUGAUCACUGGGAGCAGCAGUGUCCCCAAGCAAGUGACAGCUUCCCGAGACAGCCUUGUCACCAUAGAAUGCAUAGUUAAUGGGAAACCCUCCCCAUCUGUGACUUGGCUGAAGGAUGGUUACCCACUGGGAAGUGGCCCUGAUAUUAUCCUGAAGAACCAGGGACAGGAGCUGAGCUUCCCCAGGGUGCAACCUUCCCACUCAGGACGCUAUGUUUGUGUGGCUGUUAAUGCUGCCGGGCAGUCAGAUAUGAAGUUUGACCUUAUUGUGCAGGUCCCCCCAGAGAUAACAGACACUCCUGCAAAGGCCCAGAAUGUAUCUGUGGCACUCCUUGGUGCUCUCACACUCAACUGUGAAACUACUGGCAUUCCACCACCACUUAUUACAUGGCUAAGAAACAACUCCCCCAUCCCUCAAAGAGACAACAUGCACCUCCAGGCAGGUGGGCGGGUCCUUAAGUUGAUGCAUGCACAAACACAAGAUGGCGGCCUCUACACUUGUCUGGCAACCAAUGCAGCAGGAGAAGCCAGGAAAGAUUACUUUGUGGAUAUUCUGGGUAAAAGCUUAUCCCCCCCCCUCAUUGAGAAUGAGAUGGAAGAUAAAGACCUGCGAGUACCCGAGGGUCAGUCAGUUCAUCUUCACUGCAACGUCACAGGUCACCCCAAGCCUAUUAUUUCCUGGUACCAUGAUUCCCAGCCCCUCCUUAGUGGGGACGGCAUCGAUAUCUCCCAUGACGGCUCUGAGCUGCACAUCCAGAGAGCCAGCGUCUUCAGCUCUGGUCACUACACAUGUGUUGCUACUAAUAUUGUCGCAGAGCGGAGCAGAGACUUCUUACUGACUGUUCUGGUCAUUCCUACCAUAUCUGGGAUCCUGGAUGAUGAAACCUUGGAAGAUGUCAUUGUGAUCAUCAAUAACCCUCUGUCCCUUGUUUGUGAGGCUGUGGGAUUUCCAGUUCCCACCGUUACAUGGUUGAAAGAUGGCAAACCCUUCACGGAGUCCUCUAACCUACGGAUGCUGCCAGGGGGACUUGGUCUACAGAUCCUUAAUGUUCAGGAAGAAGACUCUGGCCAGUAUACCUGCCUGGUCACCAAUGAAGUUGGAGAAGCUAUCAAGAAUUAUGAAGUCAAAGUUUUCAUUCCUCCCAAGAUUGCAAGAGAUGACCUAAAUGGAGAAAUUGGCCUGAAAGAAGUUAAAACAAAAAUAAACAGCAGCCUGACUUUGCAGUGUGAAUCACGGGCAGUGCCCAAGCCAAGUUUGCAGUGGUAUAAGGAUGGGCAGUUGUUGGAGAGCAUUGGCGCUGUUCAGGUUUUAGGAGAUGGAGAGGUGUUGCAGAUUCAUCCAGUCCGUGUCUCUGACUCUGGGCGUUAUACCUGUGUAGCUACUAAUGUCGCAGGCGAGGAUGAAAGAGAAUUUUAUGUGAAUGUCCAAGUACCCCCUAUCUUCCAUAGACCAGGGGGCUCCAGUGCCGCCUUUGAAUUAGCUGUCAAGGAUGAUGAUGAAGAAGAGUUAAUGGAAAAGAGGGAGGUUGUAGCGAGUAAUCCAAUUUCCCUGUUCUGUGACACCAAUGCCAUACCUCCCCCCACUCUGACUUGGUUCAAGGAUGGACGGCCUAUCUCACACUCUGAUGCAGUGUUAGUGCUGUUAGAUGGGCGUAUCUUGCAGAUACCGAUGGCCAGGGCUGAGCAUGCUGGGAAAUACACCUGUGAAGCCACCAAUGAGGCUGGAGAGGACAGACUGCACUAUGAGUUGCUCGUAUUAACUCCCCCAGUUAUGGUAGGAGAGCUGGAUGGUUUGAUUCAAGAUGUGUCUGUGGUAAUUAACCAGACAGCUGAGCUUAAUUGUGAGGCUUCUGGGAUUCCCCCGCCAGCGAUCACAUGGUUGCGAAACGGUUUGUCUAUGAGUACCGGUGACCGAUAUCAAAUUACGGAGGAUGGCAGAAGACUUCAGAUCCUAACUGUGCAAAUCUCUGAUAUAGACAGCUAUGUCUGUGUGGCAGAGAAUCCAGCUGGCUUCGCUGAGAGACUUUUCACACUGAUGGUUCAUGUUCCUCCGAUAAUUGCUGGCCCGAACCCUGAGAACGUCAGUACUGUUCUGCACAGUUCAGUCUCCCUGUUAUGUGAUGUCCAGUCUCAUCCCACACCUGAAAUAACUUGGUACAGAGAUGGGCAGGUUCUGCAGCCCAGUAACGGACUCCUUAUUAUGCCGGGUGGGCAGGUUCUUCAGAUUGCACGUGCCCAGCUCUCUCACCAAGGAAGUUAUAUGUGCAAGGCACAGAACCCAGCUGGCUCCAAUGAGAAGCGUGUACAUCUAGCGGUUUAUGCACCACCCAGCAUUAAAGAGCCUCCCAAUGGAAUUAAAGACACUGUUCUACAGAUUGGAGAGACAUUGACACUACAGUGUGAUUCUGACGCAGUGCCACAACCGGUAGUGACUUGGUACAAAAAUGGGCACCAGCUGCUUGGUGGAAAUAGGGUCCUUAUCCACACACUGGGACAAAGGCUUGAAAUUCAGGAUAUUCAGGCAUCAGACAAAGGGCUCUACAUCUGUAAAGUGACCAACGUGGCUGGAGAAGUUGAGUUAUCAUUCACAGUGGUUAUUCAGGUGCCAGCAUCCAUCACACAUCCUCAGAAUGAAACCAUCAGCCUGACCGUUGGGAAUUCUAUAGUUCUGGCCUGUGAAGUUGAAGGAUUUCCUCCUCCCAAGAUCACAUGGUUUAAAGAUGGCGAACCACUGGAACAGGCUGUAGAACGGGGAGCGAUUAUUAGGGGAAGCCGACUCCAGAUUAACCGUGUGCAGCCCUCACAUUCCGGGCGGUACCGGUGUGUGGCACAGAACCCAAUCUCCGAAGCUCACAAGGAAUUUCUUCUGAUUGUGCAAGUUGCUCCCAUAAUUUUGGGAUCAGACCUUUCCAGUGAGCGCAGCAUUCAGGAGAAGCGGGAACUGAUAUUGGAGUGUAAAGUCGAAGGAAACCCAGCUCCACAAAUCUUAUGGCAGAGAGACGGAAAACCGCUAGAUCUGACUUCCAUGCCUAAUGCCCAGAUUUCUGAAGAUGGAAGCUCCCUUCUGCUGACAUCUGUAAGAGUCUCAGACUCUGGACACUACAUGUGCCUUGCACGUAACCCUGCUGGAGAGGACACCAAGGUUUUUGUGUUAAAUAUUCUUGCUCCUCCACUGUUUGAGUCAGGAACCAAUGUGUCAGAGACCGUCAGCAGUGUCCCUGGGGGCCAGGUGACAUUGCAGUGUCAUGCCAGUGGUUCCCUACCCAUACAACUCAGCUGGCUGAAAGACGGACACCCGCUGUCUACCUCACGCCAUAUCCGAAUCUCUUCAGGGGGGCGUAUUCUCCGUAUUUCCCAGGUGCAAGUCUCUGAUGUAGGAACAUACACAUGUGUAGCCUCAAGUCCAGCCGGAGCUGCAGAGAAGCAUUUUAUCCUGCACAUAGAGAGUUUGCCGGUGCUGGAGAGAUCAGAGAGUACGGAGGAAGUCACUGCAAUCAGAGGUGCUGCUGUAACAUUUACAUGUGAGGCCCAAGGGACUCCUCUGCCUACUUUGUCCUGGGAGAAAGAUGGGGUGCCACUGAAUCUGCAAAGCAAUCUGUUACACAAUGGCCUGGGUACACGUCUGUUCCUAGAGUCUGUACGUGCAGGGGAUUCAGGACUAUACUCCUGCAUUGCUCUGAAUGCAGCUGGAAGAGUCAGCAAGCACUUCCAUCUCACUGUACUUGAACUUCCUCAAAUUGAGGCCUCAGCUUUCCCCUCUGAAAUUUCCAUCCUUCCUGAUAGCCCCCUGGAAUUAGUGUGCAAUGCUGCAGGAGUUCCCACUCCGGAAAUUAGCUGGGAGAAGGAUGGACAACCACUCUCGCAACCAGAGCUGCUUACACGUAAUGGGAGUGUCCUCAGGAUAGAAAGAACCAAGGCUCAAGAUGCUGGUAUCUAUGUGUGUGUGGCAACCAGCCCCGCUGGAAGAGACUCCAAGGCAACAUGGGUUCGGUUGAAAGUGCCCCCUACUAUUGUUGGUUCCAGUGAGCCUCGUUCUCUCUCUGUGUCUGUUGGAGGACAGCUCGUUCUAGAAUGCAGGGUGGAAGCAGAUCCUUCACCCACCAUCCAAUGGUAUCAAGAUGAUACCCAGCUUCAGUCAGAUGGUCGAAUCCAGGUUUUGUCGAAAGGUCGCUAUGUGCAGAUGCACAGCCUCCGUGUGUCAGACAGCGGAGAGUACAGAUGUGUAGCCACCAAUCCUGCUGGCAGAGCCGUUCUGCACUUCAUUGUUGAGAUACAACUUGCUCCUGUAAUCCAGCCUGGGCCCUCUGUGGUGAGCACAGCAGCUAACCUGACUGCUGUUUUGCCUUGUAAGACCGAGGGGAUCCCACCACCUGACGUUACUUGGAGGAAGGACGGUAACCAGCUGUCAGUGGAGAUUUCCAGGAUGGAGUUCCUAGCAGAUGGAUCCCUGAGAAUUGCUCAGUCUCUCCUGCAGGACUCUGGGUAUUAUCUCUGCACAGCCUCCAACUCGGCAGGGAUGGCGCGACGGGGCAUUGAGCUACGUGUUUUUGUUCAUGGAGGAUUCUCGGAGUGGCAGGAGUGGGGGUCAUGCACUAGAACAUGUGGACAGGGAGUACAAGAGAGGGUCAGACAUUGCAACAACCCCCCUCCAGCUAACGGAGGCCGGCCAUGUGUGGGUCGUGAUGUGGAAAUGAGGGCAUGUAAACUACCGCUCUGCCCAGUGGAUGGAGCCUGGACAAGCUGGGGUGUUUGGACUUCCUGUUCAACCACCUGUGGAGACGGUACUCGGCAGCGCUCACGUUCCUGUUUUAAUCCUCCCCCCCAAAAUGGUGGUAAAGUCUGUGUUGGAAAUGAUGUGGAGACAGAGAAGUGUCAUCUGCGACCUUGCCAAGUGGGUCCCUCCCGUGUUCGAGGCAGUCUCAUCGGUAUUAUCAAUGACAAGGACUUUGGAAUCUCCUCACUCAAUGCCAACCUAACAGAAGAUGCGUUUUCCGGCACCACCACCAUCUCCAGCGUUAUUGAGAAUAUUCCGCACACUGUGGGUCCUCUGAUGAGGGUGCUUGUUUCCAUUAUUGCUCCCCUGUACUGGUCGUCUGCGUUUGCACAUGAUGGUGUGGUUAAUGGCUUCUCUCUGACAAAAGGGGUGUUUCGACAAGAGUCACAGGUGGAAUUUGGAUCAGGUGAGCUCCUGCGGGUCACACACAUAGGUCGUGGCUUGGACACAGAAGGGGCUUUGUUGUUUGAUAUUGUCAUCAAUGGAUUUGUACCGGAAUCUUUGUCAUUGUCUGAUGUCACUCUUCAGGAGUUUAGUGAGACCUAUGUACAGACAGGAGCUGGCCAUAUAAAUGCCUGGGCUUCUCCCACCUAUACGAAGAAUGGAGCUUCAUUAUCACUCAGAUGCAACCACACUGUGGAAUACAGUCCUGCCCUUGGUCGCCAGGGCAAACUUGCUCAGCGCAUACAGCUUGGAUCUAUCACUUCCUCGUACCUGUCAAGAUUAGAGGAACUCCACUUCCAGCUCACAGCCUCUCUCCGAGAAGGGAUGAAUGGAGGCGUAUGCCCUGUGGGAUUUGUUCAGUCUGCAGACUCCUAUUGCACAGAUGAGGAUGAGUGUGAUCUGCACAGCCCUUGCUCUCACAACUGCCUAAACAACCUGGGUAGCUUCUCCUGUUCCUGUCCUGUGGGAUACGUAUUGACUGCAGAUCGCAUGAACUGCCGAGACGUAGAUGAGUGUAGACUGGGGUCUCACCACUGCCAGGUUGGGCAGGAAUGUAUUAAUACAGCUGGUUCAUACCAAUGUCUCUUGCGAUGUGGGCCUGGCUUCCGACCCAACUCUGAGGGAACAGCCUGUGAGGAUGUUGAUGAGUGUACACAAACCUCUCCAUGCCAGCAGAGGUGUCUGAAUACCAUUGGCUCCUACAGAUGUGCAUGUGACCCAGGAUACCAGCUGAGAGGCACCCACUGCAUAGACAUUAACGAGUGCCUGAGAGGAGUGUGCCAGCCCCAGCAGCACUGUAAGAAUACAGUAGGGAGUUACCAGUGUGUGGAGAAUUGCCCGACAGGCACCACUCGCACUGAGGCAGGAAACUGCGUUGAUAUUGAUGAGUGCCGUGAUGGGUCUCACAUGUGUCGUUAUAACCAGCUGUGUGAGAACUCUGUAGGAGGAUACCGUUGUGUGUGCUCCCGUGGCUACAGGUCUCAGGGUGCCGGGAGACCCUGCCUAGAUAUUAAUGAGUGCCAACAAAUACCCAAACCCUGUGCGUUUCAGUGCCAAAAUAUGGCUGGCAGCUACAAAUGCCUUUGCCCCCCUGGAAAGCAGCUUUUGGUAGAUGGCAGGUCGUGUGCCGGGCUGGAGAGGAUUGGGAACAAUUCAGCUUUUGGUAACAGUGGCCCACAGAUUGAGGGGGCUCUCACAAGUGGACGAAUUCAUGGAAACAACGUAUAUACCUGGCUAUCCUUCAGCCAAAAUGCAAACUUGCUCGGUCAGAGCAGUAUAGCCCGCUGUCCCACAGGUUUCAUAAGAAGGAAUGGAGUGUGCACAGAUAUGGAUGAAUGCCACAUGCGCAGCCCUUGCCAACAUGAAUGUAGGAACACGGAGGGCAGCUAUCAGUGUCUGUGCCCUGCUGGCUACCGCCUGCUCCCCAACAACAGGAACUGCCAGGACAUAGACGAGUGUGUGGAGAACAGAAUAGCCUGUGGGGCCAACCAGAUGUGCUUUAAUACCAGAGGAGGAUAUCAGUGUCUGGACACUCCAUGCCCUGCCUCUUAUAUAAAAGGUCCCAGCCCGGGGACAUGUUAUAGGAGGUGCCUGACGGACUGCAGCUCAGGGGGACCCUACAGUCUACAAUACAAGCUGCUGACGCUACCAUACGGGAUACUACCCAACCAAGACGUCGUCCGUCUCAGUGCCUUCUCAGAUGGAGGUGUCCUUCAAAACCAAACCACAUUCACCGCUCUGGAGCAAGACUCUGGCAGCCCCUUUGCUAUCCGUGAUGACAGAGGUCAUGGCAUUAUUUAUACACUAAGGUCCCUGGACAGUCCUGGAGUUUACCGAAUGAAGGUACAAGCUGUGACUAUUGGCGAGCAGCAGGGGGUGCGAUAUCAGAGUGUGUUCAUUAUUUUCAUCUCUGUGUCCCACUAUCCCUACUGAGCCUUAAAGGACUACUGGAGGUCAUACCAAUCUGUGCAUAUGGAACCAACCAUUCUAAAAUGCCAAGCUUUCCCACACUGACUUAAAAUAGGCACUUGAACUAUCUGCCACCUUCAUAUACUAACAGCACAGCUGGCAAACAGUGUCCCUUUAUCAGGAGCUUUGAUAUCUAAAGGACAUCAGCAAUGCCAUAUACUUCAACCCAUUCACGCUCAUUGGAUGUCUCUGUCCUUUAUUUGUGGACUGUAUGUAGUUUAGACUAUUUGACUCUCUCCUAUAGAGAGUAACAUAAUCAUUGAAGGUCUGUGUAAAGUUUUGUGCACAACUGAAUUAUUUUCCAGCUCAAGAAAGAGACUAUCAUUGGCACAAUGAAGCUUGAGUUAAAGAUGAAUGUAACUAUUUUCUACGUGACAGACUAAGGUUUAAAAUGUUGAAGAAUGAGAGUGCAGGGAUGGGAAGGUGUUUGGGAAUGUUUGAUAGGGGAGCACACAGGGCUGCUGGUUAUCUGGCACCCUGUUCACUUGGUUUUACUCCAGCUCUGUUGCAACUUGCUGACAUGUCUGUCCCGUGUCCUGAGCAUCAUGUGAUACCUUCAAACAAACAGCCAGUGGCCUUGACUUUGGGCAAAGCCUGUGGCUGGGAAUACGCAACUUAUCAGUUAUCUCAGUGUGACCGCACUAGUGCUAGACAGGAACGUUGUACUGACGCAGUGCAGAGAGGAUUUAUUUCUGUAUUUUCUAAAAUAAUAAUUAAAGUUUCCAGUUGCUGUGAAUGCAUGACAAUAGUACCAGCCAUACAGUGUGCCAGUUUUCGUGCACACUUCUGUAAGCUGGGGGUUAACACUUUACAUGAAAUUUUAGAGCCAGUCACAUGGUCUUUGGAGAAAAGGAGGGAUCUUGUAUAUUUGUACAAAUCUGAACAUUUAGGAGCCAUUAUGCAAAUGUAAGGACAAUAAAAAUGCUUUAUACAUAAUAAUCCAUAAGAAGCAUUUUAUAAAGUAUUUUUAUUUUUCAUGUUUAACUUUUUAUUAAGUGUGAAAUAAAACACAUGGGAGCGUUGGGUAUUUGUAUAACCACUGGACAACAAAACUUGAUAUUUAAAAAAUAGGCACAUGGAACUACGAGAGCUGUUUUUAUUAACAAUAAAUACAAAUAAGGACAGAACAGUUGCAGACUAAACAUUUAAUAGACCCUAAAUAUAACUGCUGAUGUAGCUUACACAAAAUGCCUGAAAAGGUAGGGCCCGCUAAAGUUGCAUGAUCACAGUAGUCAAAUGGCAUAUUGGCCUCAUGGACCCACUUAACUCACAUUCUGAGGUGGGCACACAAGGGGUGUCAGCCUUCAGGCUAAUUUACCAGUUACAAGGCAUCUCAUAGCCUUUGGUAUGUGCAUGAGGUGAGGACAAAGAAAGCACGAUUAGGACUUAAGUCAGAAUGUAUUUUCCUAUAAAAUAUGAAUCCUUUACAAUAAGUUUUGUAAAGUAUUUUUCUCUAAUUUUACCUUUUUGAAGAUUUUUUUUUUUUCCAUUGCCACAGACACAUGCUGGACUGUGAUUGCUUUAUCAGCACAGGAGCUAAUUUAUAGCUGUCCCUAACUGGCCUCAGCAGAGCGAAGAUAAACAUACUCAAGAGCCCUUCAAAGGGGUUUAUCCUUGUGUUGCAUAACAUGCAGAUUUAGCAAUUAAAUUAACAUGCAGAUAAAUUCAGAUAUUUGCUUUGCAUAUAAAAAAUAUCACUUAAACUUUUGUGGGUCCUUUAUUUUGAAGUGUUAAUUGUAGCUGAUGUCACUUGUCACAACCACUCUGUCCUUAUUUUUUCCUAUACAUUAUUAGGAACAUUUUAUCAGUGACAAUGAAAGCUGAAACCUUUCACCAUCCACAUAAAGUUUAGUCGAUUCUCUGUGAUUUAACCCUACUCGGAACCAGAGAUUGGAUCAUAACAGUCUUGUGCCUUAGCAAAUUUGUUGUUUUUUAUUGUUUUGAUAGUAUGUGUAAUUAAUAUAUAUAUAUAUAUAUAUAUAUAUAUAUAUAUAUAUAUAUAUAUAUAUAUAUAUAGUGGGUAUCUGGCUCCUAUUCUCCAAUUUGUAUAACAUUUUUUCAUUAACUGUUGACUUAUUUAUUUUUUUUUCUCAAAUAAAGUUGUUGUUUUUUUACUAUUUCUUUAA
Molecule: messenger RNA, 17489 nt
Organism: Bombina bombina (fire-bellied toad)
Lineage: Eukaryota; Metazoa; Chordata; Amphibia; Anura; Bombinatoridae
Gene: HMCN2
Product: hemicentin 2
Exons: 92
Coding region: 1-15327 (5108 amino acids)
Molecular function (GO): calcium ion binding
Source: RefSeq, a predicted model, not a curated record